GUAGUAUUCUUCUUGUGUUCAAUAUCAACAUCAUUUAUAAACCGGUUAAAUGUACACUAUCAUGAAGUUUUUAUGUAUAUUAUUUGUUGGAAAUUUAAUAACAAUAUCAAACACUUCAUAUGUACGUCCUGAUGAACAAGUGUUAAGAGUAACUACUCCAGAGGAAGCCCAUGGAAAGCCAUAUUUUCUAGAUACUAUUGGGUUAGCGCAGAAAUAUGGAUAUUAUGCCGAGAAACAUUUUGUUACAACUGAAGAUGGAUAUAUUUUGGAAAUAUUUAGAAUCCCUGGAAGUCCAGUAUCUCCAAAGGCUCAAGGAAAACCUGUCGUACUAGUGCAGCAUGGACUCUUUGCUGUAUCUGAUGUUUGGGCAUUCUAUAACAGAUCUAUAUCAUAUUUUUUAGCUGAUGCUGGGUAUGAUGUCUGGUUGGGCAACUUUAGAGGAAACACCUAUUCUCGUUCGCAUGUAAAACUAUCCCCAGAAGGAUCAUCAUUUUGGAAUUUCACAUUCCAUGAAUUAGGAAAAUAUGAUUAUCCUGCGAUGAUAGAUUAUAUUUUAAAUUUAACGAAUAAACCAACCUUGACAUUGAUUGGUCAUUCAAUGGGUGGAACUACACUAGUUAUAUUGUUAUCUGAAAGACCUGAGUACAAUAAAAAAGUCCAUUUAGCCGUGGCAUUGGCUCCUUCUGUUUAUUGGAAGAAAAACGAUCCCGUGAGAUCAUUUUUAUUAGGAUUGAUUUAUUCUUUCAAGGAUGCUCUAGAUCCAACAGGAAUGUCGGAGUUUUUGCCUCAAAGUACUCUUGGAUUUAAGCUUUUUGAUGUUUGCAAAAAAUACAGUAUUAUAGAUCUUUGUCUUGAACUCAUUGGAUUAUUAUCUGGCUAUGAUCCUGUGCAAAUGAAUCAAGAAGAUGUUUUUGAAGUUAUAUAUUACUUUCCAUCAGGGUCUUCUACAAAAUGUGUAUGGCAUUAUUGCCAACAUGCGCUAAAUGGAGGUAAAUUUCGACUAUAUGAUUAUGAAAGAGAUAAUUAUUUACAUUAUGGACAAUCAAAUCCCCCUAAUUACAAAGUUAAAAAUAUUGUAACUAAUAUGGCCAUCAUUUACGGAGAAAAUGAUCCUUUUUCGACGAGAGAAGACAAUGAAGAAUUAGCUAAACGUGUCUCUACCAAAGCUCUACUUGAAUCUGUUGAUUAUCCUCGUUUUUCUCAUUUAGAUUUUGUACUAGCUAAAGAUAUUCGAGAAUUAUUACACAACAGAGUUUUAGAAAUUAUUUCUGAAUAUCCUGAGCUUACUCAGCAAUUUGGUUAUCAAUCAGAGGAACAUAGUUUGACGACAGAAGAUGGAUACACUCUAAAAAUAUUUAGAAUCCAAGAAAGUCCUUCAAGUCCUAAAAAGGAAGGGAAACCAGUAGUAUUGCUUCAACAUGGCAUGGGAGUGUCUUCAAACAUUUGGGGAUUAUUCAAUCGAUCUCUCGCAUACACUCUGGCUGAUGCUGGUUUUGAUGUCUGGCUUGGUAACUACCGAGGAAAUACUUAUGGACGUUCACAUAAUACACUUACUCCUGGAGAACCAAGCUUUUGGAAUUUCUCCUGGAAUGAAAUUGGGAGAAUGGACUUUGCUGCAACCAUUGAUUACAUCCUCAAGACAACUAACAAAGAAACUCUGACACUUAUUGGACACUCUAUGGGUGGAACUGGAAUAUUUGUCUUACUAUCAGAACGACCUGAAUACAAUAAGAAAGUCAAUGUUGCAGUUGCAAUGGCACCUAGUGUAUUUUGGACACAAAAAACUCCAGUCAAGUCUGUAAUAGAAGCAUUAUAUUCUCGCAAGCAAUCAAUUGAUCCAAAUGGAAUGUCUGAAAUUAUGGCUAAAGGAACCAGUUCAAUGGAUUUGAUGAACCUUUGUAUGAAACAUAAUAUCAUGAACUUGUGCUUAGCAGCACUUGAAAUUGAACUUACUAAUGGAUCGGAGCAGACAGAUAUGCCUGAAUUAUUAUCUGUCAUGGACCAAUUACCUGCUGGAACAUCAACGAAGUGUAUGUGGCAUUAUGCUCAACUGGCUGAAAAUGGUAAAUUCCGUAAAUAUGAUUAUGGUGAAAGUAAUCAACAGUACUAUGGACAAAGUGAACCUCCAGACUAUCAACUCAACAACAUUCAAACCAACAUGAUCAUUAUUUAUUCAAACAAUGAUCCAUUUUGUUCUAAAGACGAUCUCGAAGAAGUGGUCAAACGCGUAUCAACUAAACCUGUGCUUUAUGAAGUCGAAUACCCCAAAUUCUCUCAUACUGAUUUUAUAGCUGCUAGAGAUCUUAAAACAUUACUUAAUGAUAAAGUUGUCUCAUUAAUAUCCAAAUAUCAAGAAUGAUCUCUUGAAUAUUAGAAAAAAUUUUACUUGCAUAACUAUACAGUUGGCAUUCAACAAAAAUAUGUUGAAAUAAAUUACAUUAAUUGUGUGUUAAAAAAAAGUUUAUUUGUUUUGAAAAUAAAAAAAGCUGAUGAAUAAAAAAAAGUCAUAUUCAAUUUAGACCAAUUAUUGUAUUUUUUUUAGUACAAAAAAAUUAUUUAAGAUAUUAAAACUCAUGAAUCACAUUGUCAUUAAAUUAUCACCACCAGCAAACUUAGUAUUAAAUGCACAGUCUGUUUGAUGGAUUUUUUGCGUUAACUAUUUUCUUGUCACCAAUUUGAUGUCAUAAUUGUAAAGAUUAGAAUCAAAUAAUGGAUGAAGCAAGUCACCAACUGCUAAUAGUAAAAACAAUUCUAAUUUUGUAAUAAAAAAUUAACUCCA
Molecule: messenger RNA, 2779 nt
Organism: Chelonus insularis
Lineage: Eukaryota; Metazoa; Arthropoda; Insecta; Hymenoptera; Braconidae
Exons: 13
Coding region: 50-2359 (769 amino acids)
Biological process (GO): lipid metabolic process
Source: RefSeq, a predicted model, not a curated record